Messenger RNA from Eriocheir sinensis (Chinese mitten crab), 2857 nucleotides. It is a transcript of the gene Ent3, whose product is annotated as equilibrative nucleoside transporter 4-like. Gene Ontology annotation, biological process: nucleoside transmembrane transport. Gene Ontology annotation, cellular component: plasma membrane. The transcript is spliced from 9 exons. Lineage: Eukaryota; Metazoa; Arthropoda; Malacostraca; Decapoda; Varunidae. The coding region runs from base 1 to 1446 and encodes 481 amino acids. The record is from RefSeq and is a predicted model, not a curated record. Gene Ontology annotation, molecular function: nucleoside transmembrane transporter activity; monoamine transmembrane transporter activity.
AUGGUUAGCUGUGGAGGAAGGAAGGAGGAAGGCUUCACCAUCGCCGUGGACUACUUCCAGCGGAGGUACCCGGGCACCACCAUCGUGUUUGACAUCUCCAUCGUGUACAUCUUUGUGGCCUUUGGUGCGGUGCUGCUCAACAACCUUCUGGUGGAGCUGGUGCCACUCAACACAAGGAUCGUCUUCGGGUACGUGGUGUCGCUGGUGAUGCUGGUGUUCGUGAGUUUCUUUGAGAUCUGGUGGCCCGACACGUUCCCGCCCAGCCUGUCUUACCGCAUCACCCUGCUGUCCGUGUCGGUGGUGGCCUUCGGGUGUACAGUUCAACAGUCAAGUUUCUACGGCUACACAGGAAUGCUGCCCAAGAGGUACACACAGGCAGUCAUGACGGGCGAGAGCACGGCAGGACUCAUCAUCUCCGGGAAUCGCAUCGUCACCAAGCUGCUCCUGGACGACCAGCGCACCAACACCAUGAUCUUCUUCGUGCUGUCCAUCGUCUUCGUCCUCGUCUGCCUCGGCACUCACCUCGCCGUGCAGAAAACAACGUUCAUUCAGUUUUACCUCAACCAGUGCCACUCGGCCGAGGACAACGAGGACCUCAUGUGCAUCACGCUGGAGCCCUCAGACUGCCCCACCUCAGACUACCCCAUCCUGGUUGAGGUCGGUCCCAUCGGCAGCACAGUCACUCCAUCAGACUCCACCGCAACCUUCCACUCUGCCUCCACCCUGCCCGUCUCCGCCUCUGUGGAUCCCGUGGACUCCCAGGCGCCCAGCUACAGGGUGGAGCACGUCAUCCUGGGCCACGUGAGGGCGGGCCGCACCUCUACCUACACCCGCUCCAUCCGCAUGUGGUCGGCCAUCAAACGUGGUGUGGUGGCCCGCUGGCGUGUGGGCCGCAGCGUGUGGCACUACAUGCUGGCCAUCGCACUCGCCUACUUCGUGACGCUGUGCCUCUACCCGGGCAUCGUGACGGAGGUGGUGUCCUGCCGCAUGGGGUCCUGGAUGCCCGUGGUCAUGAUGGCGACCUUCAACCUCUUUGACUUCAUCGGAAAGGUGUUGGCAUCAGUGCCGUACGACUGGACGCGGCGCCAGCUGGUGGGCGGGUCGGUGGCACGCAUACUCCUGGUGCCGCUGCUUAUGGUGUGUGCCGGUCCUCGCGCCGCCCCACUCGUCCCUGGAGAGGCCACCCCAAUGCUCCUCUCGGCACUGCUGGGGCUCACCAAUGGCGUCCUGGGCUCGGUUCCAAUGAUCCUCGCGCCAACGAAGGUUCCUGAUGACCACCGGGAGCUGACUGGUAACAUCAUGACUCUCUCGUACUAUGUUGGUCUGACUCUCGGGGCCUCAGUCGCCUAUGGGUUAGACGACACCUUAGGUCCCCCAGAUCACACUCGCUGCCCUCAGUUCAGAAUCGCCCACUUGCCAAACGUCACAUACACAGCAGUGGGGUGAGAGGUAAGGACGGGGCAGUGACUAACCUUUCCUGAGUUAGUAGGAUGUGAGAGAGAGAGAAUAUGAGUGUGUGUGUGUGUGUGUGUGUGUGUGCCUGUGUGUGUGAGAGGACAUACAUUUCUUUGCAUUUUUUUACUUAUGUGCUCUUUCCUGUUCGUAUUUUCACCGCAUGAGUCAAGCUUUUAAUGUUUCCUCGUAUGAUUCCUCGAACUUAUGAAUGCUUUAUGCACACAAUUCAAUAUUUAUAUUUGGCGAAGCAUUGCAUUUAUCAGUCUUUUGGUUUAGGGAACAUAAUUUCUAAUAUUUAUCGCCUUUUUUGGUGGGGGUGUGGCUGAUUAAGGGAGGGAUUUCAAGCGAGGGAAUAUGUGUGUGAGUGUGAGGGGCGAGGAUGGAGGAGUGGCUACCCUUCCUUGCCCUAGUGUGAGUGAGUGGGUGGAUUGGAAAAGAUGCAUAAUUUAAGGUGUCGAGAGUGGCUGAGUGUGUGUAGGUGCCGCCGCCUCCUGCCUGUUGAAUCUUACCUGUCACUCGUCUGUAUUUAUACUCUAGUGUUUGGGUCUAUUUUCCUUAUCAUAUCUCAUGCCACUGAGGGAACAGCAUGUACUUAAUGAUUGGGCUAUGUGUGUGUGAGUGAGGGAGGUGUGGAUAGUUACUACUGAGUCAUUCUUUAUUUACAUUUGAUGGGUUUUUUUUUUUUUUUUUUUUUCAUCAUAGCUCAUAUCGCAUUAAGGGAACAACAUACAGUAAAAGAUUGGAUUUCGUGUGUGAGUGAGGGAGGUGAGGUUAGGUUAAUACUGUCUGUUAUUCUUUAUUUACCGUAUUUCCCACCAUAUAUGACGCACUCUUUUUCAAAAAGAAGAUUCAAAAAUGAAUUCUGCAUUUUCUACCUCGAUGGUUAGGUUUUGGUAGGCCUAGGGGUUAUUGUUACUGUUAUGAAGCCAACAACCAAAACACCUCCAUUUGACACAAUAAUUCCCAGAUGUCCCCAGAAUGACAUAUACAGUAGAGCCUCACUUAGCACGAGAUCAAUUAGCGUGAACCUCAAUUAGCGCGAGCCACCAUCUACCAAGAAAAAAAUUAAUUAGCGCGAAAGCCUCAGUUAGUGCGAGCAGCCACCAAGACUGAAUUUUGAAAAUUGCGCCAAGCCGCCAUGAUGCACGGCACAAGCCACGAGAACCCUUACUCUAGCAGACGACGCCAUGUUGAUACAGGGCAAGUGCUUUAUUUACGUUGUGGAUGUGGAUACGGGCAACUGACCUUGGCCGUGUGUGACGCACACCCAGAAAAUUUGGAUUUGCCAGUUGUCCAAGUGUGAUACUGCCUUAAGGCAGCGAGGCCGCUGACCGGGUGAGCGCUGGCGAUGACGUCAUCGAACUCCCAGCAAAUCACAAGCAUGUUUUCAGAGCUCAGCCAA